UAUUCAAUUUUGCCGCCGUAUUAUUCUGACUAAAUCUGAGGCCAGCGAUGGUUGCUCCAUGUCCGACGACGAUCGGAGUGGAAGCAGAAUGAUAAUUGAAACAGAGUCCAGAGUUCCGAGGAAGACGCUAUGGGUUGCGGAGGAUCAAAAGUAGAUAAUCAACAGAUUGUGAUUCUCUGCAGAGAGAGGAAGGAACUGAUUAAAGCGGCGUCGUAUCAUCGCUCUGCUCUCGCCGUCGCUCACUUAACUUACUUCCAGUCUCUCUCCGACGUCGGCGAGGCUAUUCAACGUUUCGUUGACGAUGAAGGCUUAUUAGUUGGUUCUUCUUCUUCUUCUUCUUCGCCGGAUUCUCCUGUUCUUACGUUACCGUCCGACGAAGGCAAGCCGAAGAAGCACCAGAGGAUCUCUCCUUCUUCAACCACCUCCAUUUCUCAUUCCAUCAUCGAAGAAGAAGAUGAUUCGCAUUUGCAUCUAAGCUCCGGAUCCGAAUCCGAAUCCGAAUCAGAAGCUGGAUCGAACGAUCAUAUCCAAAUUGAAAGCACCCCGGAACAAGAACGGUCAACUCAAACAUUUCAUUCCGGUUAUGAUCCAACUACCUAUGCUCCACCGGUUUACCCACCCGGUUAUCCACCAAGUUACCCGCCUGGUUAUAUCCCUGGUUAUCAACCGAGUUAUCCGUCGGGAUAUUCACCGGGUUACCCGAGUUUCAAUCCAAACGCAAAUCGAGGAAUGUAUUUUAUGAAGAAAUCUGCGCCACAAUCACGACCGUUCAUUUUUCAGCCGGAGAAUCAUCGAGUGGAGAACGCACAAUGGCCGUCGGAUUCUGGAUUCGGAAACAAUGGAGUGCAGCGGAGAUCGCCGUCACCGGCUCCUCCUCCGUCACCGCCUACGGUUUCAACUUGGGAUUUCCUGAAUGUAUUUGAUACCUAUGAUUACAGCAACGCUCGUUCUCGUGCAUCGGGAUAUUAUCCGAUGGGAAUGGCGUCAAUCUCAAGCAGUCCAGAUUCGAAGGAAGUUAGAGAAAGAGAAGGGAUUCCUGAACUGGAAGAAGUAACAGAGCAAGAAGUGAUCAAGCAAGUGUACAGACGUCCUAAGAGAACAGGACUGGAGAAGGUGAAAGAACACAGAGACGAGGACGAGUACAACGCUGUUCCUGAGAGGAACAUUAACAAAAGAGGCUCUGUUGGUGAGGAAACAAUGAGGGCUGUGCCAGUGCCAGAUAAAGCCACUGAGAGCUCAUUGGAUUCAGAGACUGUGUCAUCUUUUUCAGGAAGUGAUGUAGACUCUGAGUUUCAUUAUGUUAAUGGUGGUGAAGGAAAGAGCAGCACCAGUUCUAACAGUCAUGAGACGCUAAUGGGGAGGAAGAGCCCCGGAGAAGUAGGAGAGGAGUAUGGGAGGAAGAAAGGAGUGAGCUUUGAGUUGGAGGAAACAAGUUCUUCCUCUUUUGAUGUUGAAUCUUCCAAGAUAAGUAGCUUAUCCAGUUUGUCGAUCCAUGCCACUAGGGAUCUCAGAGAAACUGUGAAGGAGAUCAAGAGUGAGUUCGAGGUUGCUUCUUCGUGUGGGAAGGAGGUUGCUGUAUUACUUGAGGUCGGCAAGUUGCCUUAUCAGCAUAAAAACAACGGCUUUAAAGUUAUCUUAUCCAGGAUCAUGUAUCUGGUAGCACCAUCCACACAGUCAUCGCAUUCUCAUCCCAGGCUAUCGAUACGUUUAACAUCUAGGACACGGAAAAUGGCAAAAGCAUACAAUGGACAAGAUGUUAAUGGAGGCUUCAAUGGAAACCUCUCAUCAACCUUGGAGAAACUGUACGCCUGGGAAAAGAAAUUGUACAAGGAAGUUAAGGACGAAGAAAAGUUUCGUGCCAUUUAUGAAGAGAAGUGCAGGAGACUGAAAAAAAUGGAUAGUCAUGGAGCUGAAUCUAUCAAGAUAGAGGCUACUCGGGCAGCCAUUAGGAAGCUUCUGACUAAAAUCGAUGUUUGUAUAAGAUCAGUUGAUUCAAUUUCCAGCAGAAUCCACAUACUCAGAGAUGAAGAGUUGCAACCACAAUUGACACAUUUAAUACACGGAUUGAUAAGAAUGUGGAGAUCGAUGCUUAAGUGCCACCAGAAACAGUUCCACGCAAUCAUGGAGAGCAAGGUUCGAUCUCUCAAGGCGAACAUAACCUUACAAAAAGACUCUGGCUCAAAAGCAAUUCUUGAUCUUGAGAUGGAGCUUAGAGAAUGGUCUAGCAGCUUCAACAACUGGGUUAACACCCAGAAAUCCUACGUCCAGUCCUUAAGCGGAUGGCUCUCGAAAUGCCUUCACUAUGAACCUGUGGCAACAGAGGACGGAAUCGCUCCUUUCUCUCCUAGCCAGAUAGGUGCACCGCCCAUCUUUAUCAUAUGCAAAGAUUGGCAAGAAACAAUGGGUAGAAUAUCUGGAGAUAAUGUGACCAAAGCUAUGCAAAGUUUCGCUUCAAGUCUACACGAGCUCCGGGAGCAGCAAGAAGAAGAGCAAAGGGUAAAAGCGCAAUUUGAGCAGCGAGAUGCGGAGUCAGAGAGAAGUUUGGUUUCGAGAGGUAAGUCAGAGAGCGGGAUAUCGGCUUUGGAUGAUCUGAAAGUGGAUUUAGAUUCAAUGAGGAAGAAGCUAGUAGAGGAAAGAGGUAAGCGUAAAGAAACCAUUAAGGUUGUGAACAACGCGUCUUCAAGUAGCUUGAAAAACGGUUUAGUUCCCAUUUUUGGGGCAUUGAGAAAAUUCACAGCAGAAGUUGUGAAAGCUCAUGAAAUUGUUAGGCUACAACAUCCUCAGACUUCUUCUUGAGUAGAGAGAGUGUGGACUCACCACGUUUUGCACCGUAUUGAAGUUUUUGUUACUUACAAAUUAGAUAUACAAUAUAGAUUCAUAUAGGAAAACUCUUUUAUAGAUAUGCUUAUAUUCAUUUAUUGACUGGUUAGUUUGCUUUGUAAGCCGCUUUUAAAUGGUGAAGAAGAAGAAAUUAUCUAGUUUUCUCUGUU
Capsella rubella is the source of this 2990-nucleotide messenger RNA. Its product is annotated as nitrate regulatory gene2 protein. The record is from RefSeq and is a predicted model, not a curated record. Lineage: Eukaryota; Viridiplantae; Streptophyta; Magnoliopsida; Brassicales; Brassicaceae. Bases 130 to 2796 code for a protein of 888 amino acids. The transcript has 4 exons.